Messenger RNA from Anastrepha ludens (Mexican fruit fly), 2879 nucleotides. It is a transcript of the gene Afg3l2, whose product is annotated as AFG3-like protein 2. Gene Ontology annotation, cellular component: membrane; m-AAA complex. NCBI's taxonomy places the organism in Eukaryota, Metazoa, Arthropoda, Insecta, Diptera, Tephritidae. Gene Ontology annotation, molecular function: ATP-dependent peptidase activity; metalloendopeptidase activity; ATP hydrolysis activity. The transcript has 5 exons. Gene Ontology annotation, biological process: mitochondrial protein processing; protein-containing complex assembly. Bases 279 to 2672 code for a protein of 797 amino acids. The record is from RefSeq and is a predicted model, not a curated record.
ACGGCUGUCAUUGUAGCUAUUAAAGAUUUCGCCGCCUUAUUUCACCACCCAAAGUUGUGAAAAAAUAGAUUGGGUUUUAAUUUGGGAAACUUGAAUUGAGGAACUAUUUAAAAUAGUAUAUUGUUUAGGAAUAUUACGUGUAUCUAACUCCGAUGUACUCAAUAUUAUUCGAAGACCAACGUGGUUGAAACUUUUAGCUUCCGCAAGUCAUUUAUUACUCGUGUUGUAAAAGGGAAGUGAGUAUAGAACGAAGAAUUGUGUAAUAACGGUUAGCAGCAAUGGCGCACAAGCUGAUGCAAUCAGCGAAGGCUUUGGAACGCUGCCUUCGACGCAGUUACGUUACUAAUAACCUUAAUGUGAUUGGUUCAAGUCGUAAUGUUGUUGGAACACCUGCGUUUAUGGAAAUGCCAGUAAUACAGUUCCUGUUGGAACAAGUGCAAUACUUUUGCAAAAAACCGCCAAAAGGGUUUGAGAAGUAUUUUGAAGAAGGGAAAACAGCGGAAAAGAAAACGCCUGAUGCCGAUGCAUCUAAAAGUAAAACUCCAAGUAGCAAAGAUGGUAGCAGCAGUAGCUCUUCAACCAAUAAAAGUGAUUGGAGUUUUGGUAUGUUUACUAAUAGCUCAAAAGGAUCACAAGGAAAUCGCGGAGCGGGUGGUGGAGGUGGUCGGCCUAUUGGAGAAGGUAGCGGGGGCGACCGUGAAAAGUGGAUAGUUUUUGGUGCAGUCAGUGCUGUUGCACUUUUGGCAUCAUUUGCAUUUUUCGAAAUGGGGUACAAAGAGAUCUCCUGGAAGGAAUUCGUUAACAACUACCUAAAUAAAGGUUUAGUCGAAAAAUUGGAAGUGGUCAACAAAAAAUGGGUGCGUGUUCGGUUGUUGCCUGGCAAUUCGCAAGACUCUAGUGGAGUGUUAUGGUUUAAUAUUGGCAGUGUAGACUCAUUUGAGCGUAAUUUAGAAAGUGCUCAAACGGAUCUCGGCAUUGAAGCACUUAACUUCGUGCCAGUUAUAUAUCGUACCGAAGUUGAGGCCUCAGCGUUGACGGGUCUGUUACCAACACUCCUGAUAAUUGGAUUUUUAGUUUAUAUGAUGCGUCGAUCAGCUGAUAUGAUGGGCGGUGGUCGUGGACGAAAGGGUGGUGGACUAUUUGGUGGCGUAAUGCAGUCUACUGCGAAACUCAUAAAUUCAAAUGAGAUCGGCGUACGAUUCAAAGAUGUUGCAGGUUGUGAGGAAGCCAAAAUAGAAAUCAUGGAAUUUGUGAACUUCCUAAAGAAUCCUCAACAAUAUAUUGAUCUUGGUGCUAAGAUACCAAAAGGCGCUAUGUUGACUGGUCCACCUGGUACAGGAAAAACGUUGUUGGCGAAGGCAACAGCCGGUGAAGCGAAUGUACCUUUCAUUAGCGUAUCUGGAUCAGAGUUCUUAGAGAUGUUCGUUGGUGUUGGCCCAUCGCGUGUUCGUGAUAUGUUUGCGAUGGCCAGAAAACAUGCGCCCUGUAUUCUGUUUAUCGACGAAAUUGAUGCCGUUGGCCGAAAACGAGGGGGUAAAUCUUUUGGAGGACAUUCCGAACAAGAAAAUACAUUAAAUCAACUACUGGUCGAAAUGGACGGCUUCAAUACGACUACAAAUGUAGUUGUGUUAGCAGCAACGAAUCGUGUGGAUAUAUUAGACAAGGCAUUAAUGCGCCCAGGCCGGUUCGAUCGUCAAAUUUUCGUACCAGCACCUGACAUAAAAGGCCGAGCAAGUAUUUUUAAGGUACAUUUGGGUCCGUUAAAAACGAAUUUGGACAAACAAGAUCUGGCACGAAAAAUGGCAGCGCUCACACCUGGCUUCACCGGCGCGGACAUUGCAAACGUUUGCAAUGAAGCUGCACUUAUAGCCGCGCGUGACUCGCUUGAUUCCAUUGCGAUGAAAAACUUUGAACAGGCCAUAGAGCGCGUGAUAGCUGGAAUGGAGAAAAAGACUAAUGUGUUGGCUCCAGAGGAGAAGAAAACGGUGGCACAUCAUGAAGCUGGUCAUGCGGUAGCUGGUUGGUUCUUGGAAUAUGCUGACCCGUUACUUAAAGUUUCAAUUAUACCACGUGGUAAAGGUCUUGGAUAUGCACAAUACUUGCCCAAAGAUCAGUACUUACUCUCGAAGGAGCAACUGUUUGAUCGAAUGUGCAUGACCCUGGGUGGGCGUGUUGCAGAGGAGCUUUUCUUUAACCGUAUCACGACGGGCGCGCAGGACGAUUUGAAAAAAAUAACGGACAGUGCUUAUGCACAAAUUGUGCGAUUUGGUAUGAACGAGAAAGUAGGUCAGGUGAGCUUUGAUGCGGGCCAGCAAGGUGAUCCGAUGUUUACUAAACCCUACUCGGAAGAAACCGCUCAAUUGAUCGAUCAGGAAGUUCGCGUUCUCAUACAAAAAGCUCAUGAGCGCACCACGGAGUUGCUGACAAAACAUAAAGAAGAUGUGCGACGAGUAGCCGAGCGUUUAUUAAAGAAUGAAAUUUUAAGUCGUGAUGAUAUGAUCGAACUACUAGGACCGCGGCCGUUCCAAGAAAAGUCCACAUAUGAAGAGUUCGUUGAAGGUACCGGUUCAUUCGAAGAGGACACGUCUCUGCCUAAGGGAUUACAAAAUUGGAAUAAGGAAAAAGAUGAGAGUAAGGAAACGCACCCACCGAAGCCUGUCCCCACGCCAUAAACAUAGCGCAUAUCUGUUUUGGUUGGGCGGUCUUAAGUCAUUACCGGCCUUAGUACUAGUUCAUUUUGUUUUCUUGUUAAGUUUUCCAGUCUGUGUGCUGCAUUGAAAUAUCAAGAGCGAAGUCAAAUAUGUAAAAAAAUGAAGCAAUAGGGUCUUCAAUAAAAGGAUUGAAAAAAAUAAAAAAUCUUAACGUUAUUAAAAAUUCUA